Neodiprion virginianus is the source of this 3890-nucleotide messenger RNA. RefSeq names its product tropomyosin Per a 7.0102 (gene Tm1). Bases 16 to 1380 code for a protein of 454 amino acids. The record is from RefSeq and is a predicted model, not a curated record. Gene Ontology annotation, molecular function: actin filament binding. Gene Ontology annotation, biological process: actin filament organization; muscle contraction. Lineage: Eukaryota; Metazoa; Arthropoda; Insecta; Hymenoptera; Diprionidae. Gene Ontology annotation, cellular component: actin filament. The transcript is spliced from 8 exons.
AGCGAGGAGACGAGGAUGCACCAGGGUACAGCGUCGUCGACGACGCGGCGUCGCGGGCACCAGCACCACCCGCGACACGCGACGCGGCGACGUCUUGAUGCCUCGAGCCGCGGGGGACCCGCGCAGUGUGGUCCCACGGGCGUCGCGAUUCCCGAUUUCUUCCCGACCGACGAGGCUCCCCCCUCCGCCGAUGAAAACCCCGGGAAAAACGAAACUGCGACGGAGAGACGGCAGCUCGACGCCGAGUUGCGAGCUCGCGACGAACAGCUGAUCAAACCAGCUGACGAGCCGGAACAACAUUCCGAACGCCCCGUUCAAAGGCCCGCGCGGUGUGGCCGGAACGAGGCGAAGGCGACGAUUGCCGAUCCGACGGAGCCGAGUGCGAACUCCAAUCGACACCUCGGCCCGCGAAAUGUCUCCGAGAGGUCGAAGCACCGCCGAGGCGAAUCGCCGAGGAGCUUUCGAAUCGAGGCGAACAGGAGCCCCGAGCCUGAGCACGCGGUCGCGAGGGCUCGGGGCGACGGAAAUUCCGACGACGAGACGUCGAAUAUCGAGGAGGAUCCGGAGCUCGUCGAACUUGCCAAGAUGCGUUGCCCUAGCGAGCGGACCGAGGUUCAGGCCGAGAAGGAGGCCAGGCGACGCAAGAGGUGCGCCGAUUAUCCCGGACUCGCAUUCGGAUGCUCGAUAUUCUCGAGCGACACUAUGAUGAAGUUCAGCUUGAUUAAAAACGAGCUGCAGAAUAUAAUGGGGAACCAGCUGAAAAGGGCCGAAUCCGAAGUCGCGGCUCUCAACCGUCGCAUCCAGCUGCUUGAGGAAGAUUUGGAGAGGUCAGAGGAACGUCUUGCAACUGCCACCGCCAAGUUGGCCGAGGCAUCUCAGGCCGCCGAUGAAAGCGAGCGCGCCCGCAAGGUUCUUGAGAACCGCAGUUUGGCCGAUGAGGAGCGUAUGGACGCGCUUGAAAAUCAACUCAAGGAGGCUAGAUUCCUCGCUGAAGAAGCCGACAAGAAAUACGAUGAGGUCGCCCGUAAAUUGGCCAUGGUUGAGGCCGAUCUUGAGCGUGCCGAAGAACGUGCCGAGGCUGGAGAGUCAAAGAUCGUCGAGCUGGAAGAAGAACUUCGCGUUGUUGGUAACAACUUGAAGUCCCUCGAAGUAUCCGAAGAAAAGGCAAACCAACGCGAGGAGGAGUACAAAAACCAGAUUAAGACCUUGACGACCCGUCUAAAGGAGGCUGAGGCUCGCGCUGAAUUCGCCGAGAGGUCCGUGCAAAAGUUGCAGAAGGAGGUCGACAGGCUCGAGGAUGAACUGCUCAACGAAAGAAGCAAGUACAAGGCGAUUGCCGACGAGAUGGACCAAACGAUUGCUGAUCUGGCGGGUUAUUAGUUGUUAAAUGUCCGUAUGAGUCGAACGAUCCAGCGAUUAUGUAGAUUGUAAUUAAAUACGUAAUCUAUGAAUCCAUUAUCACACUGCCACAUGCUGGUCGCAUAAUUGAUUAUGUACCUAAUUCGCUGAUCGUUGUAUCUAUGAUGGGUAUAGCUGAUUCGAAACGGAGCGAGGGAUGAAAAAAUGAAACACAUCCAUCAACAUUUUCAAAAAACAAAAAACAAAAAACAAAAAUUGAACAAAAAAAGAAACAUCGCGAAUUAAGUAAGCAAGUAAAAAGUGUUCGUGCCGAUUGCGUAUUAUUAUAAAAUGUGAUUUCACGAGCUCUGUACCACAUAAUAUUACGUACACAAAAUUUGGGCUUGAUCGGAUAUCGUUGAUGUAUAUAAUAUUAUAAUAUUAUGGUACUGAAAACAAUUGGGAAUUUGAAUUUUGAAAUUGAAAAUAUUCCCCGUAAUUAUCGCUAUAGUCUACAUUGGCGUUUAUUUAAUUAUACAUCAUAUACGCUAUUUACGAAGGUUAUUUUGUGGCAAGGGCCUCAAACUGUACAGUAAAUAUUUUUUAAAAGUAAAACCACUCGACCCUUUUCGCAGCGUCAUUGCCUUUUAGUUCCAAUUGCUUGUACAGGUAUUCAGCUUAUCUAACGAGUGUACCGGUCGAAAGCGCAAAUUAUUUAGGCAAUAAUUCGGUCAACGAAGUAAAAGUAGAAGAACAUCAAAAAAAAAUAUAUCAAGAGACAUAAAAAAAUUAGGGGAGUGUAAGCUUAAUUGUAUAAUUAUACACAUACAACAGAGUACAAAAUUUAUAUCUGUGGCGGAACGACUCGACUUUGAACCCUAUUCUAUAAUAUAAUAAUAAAAACGAAGAUUGAAUGCCUCGAGUCGUGACAGUCUCAAUUUUAUGUAAUAAAAUACAUAUAUGCGCAUAUAUAUAUAAUAUAUAUAUAUAUAGAUAGAUAGCUGCCUCGUGCUACAAGUAUGAUUGUUAUUUGUCCGCAUUGGAUUUCUUUCUUCAUACUUUACGAAAUAAAUAUUGCUACGAUAUAAAAUUAAUACGCUACAGUUUGAAGUCCUUUCUGUUAUGAUAGUGUGGACAGAAGUAAUAAUUGCCUUGCUAAUGUGGUAGGUAUGCCUGUGUUCAUUAAUUUUGAUCAUCAUUUUGUGCCUAGAAGUUAGAAAGAGCAUCCAUGCCGCAGAUCGGUUCUCUAUUAACUUUCGUAAUUACUGUUAUUUUCACGAAGUACCGCGGUUGAAUGGACGUUGGAAAAUUUGAAAACAAUUGAAGAGUGAAAAUAAAAACUUGGGUUUUAUUUUUAGGCCAACUCUGUCCGACAAUAUUUUGAUUUGGUUAUUCAAUUUUCGAUUAUUUGACCUAGAAUUCAUCCGAUCUAAAACCGUCACAAUUUCGUUGUACAUGUGUAUUUACCACAUAUUAAAAAUUGAAGGGUCCUCUAUGUUAUAUUCAUAAAUAAACGGUAAAGAAACAAUGAAAGACACGUAAAAAAUCGAAAUAACUGUACCAUCGCUUAUUAGCUUUAGCUCUUACAUGCAUUACAUAAAAGAUAUAUUACAUAGCUUUGCCGCGCAGUUGUGGAAAGUGAAUUUUUAUUUUGUCGUCUUUACAGACGAUCAUACAAUUGCACUCACGUAAACUUUGUUACACACGUCAACGCAACAGCUUUUGGAUAUUCGUAUUUAACGUUGCAAAAACACGUCAUUUUAACGCAUCGUACGAUAUAUUUAGCGAUAGUGAUCUAUGUAAGGUAAAAUCAUAUAAAUUAUGUGAAAAUUGUCUUCAUCACCAGCUGAGAACGCCCUACUUUUUAUAACGGUUUUUUAUUACACGUGUGUGUAGUAAUGAUAAUAAUAAUUGGAGGUGUGGUGGAUUUACACGUUGAUGUUGUAAACUUUGUCGGGAAUUCGAUGAAAGGGAAGAAGAAAAUUGAUACGAGCGAAAGUGAAUUAGGCGUCGGACGAUCGUUCGAGAUUUUCAAAAGUUUGCUGCGAUAAACCGGAAAGAUUUGCAUUGAAAUUGCGAUGAGAAAUUGCACGCUGUACAAGCUUACGAUAUCGAUUUUUUCGUGCAGGCUAUUUCGCGAAAAUAAUAUAGCAUAUAUUGUAUUCUGAUUAUUCUUAAAUGAUCCAUUGUUCAAAUUCUUGCGGCUUGUACAUCUGCACGAGUCGAGGCUAGUUCGAUUAUACAUUUGAAUACUUCGAUUAAUACGCGUUUCGGAAGAUUCCGUCACGUUAGGCGAUUGACAACCUUUAGAAUUUAACGCUUAUUGUCAUAAUGCCGUUGCCAUUGUUAUUUUAUCAUUAUUAUGCUAUUAUUGAACUAUAAACGAAGUUAUUAUCAUCAUCGUUAAAUCACAUGAUUCUAUCUCGCAAGCCUUGGCUCGUGCUAAUGGUAGACGGACGUAAUAAUUAUUCAUAGUAAUAAAUUAAAUUGAAUAUAAAGAAAAAAAAAAAAAAGAAACAACUAAAAAACGUACGAGGCGUGAGCCCCGCGUC